UCCUCUUGGUUGGAUAGCGGCUUCCUGGCCGGACUUUUUUCCCCCCUCCUUUUUUUUCUUGGGGGAAAUUUCAACUUCUGUUUUCGCGGAUCCUCCGGGCCAAACAAUUUCGGACAGCAUUUCGCGGUCGGUCCUGUGGCUGCGAACGACAGGCCUGACUUGUCUUUUGCCGCCUUUUGUCUGUGGGAGCGCUCUCGAGUCGGAGGCCGUCUCGAAGAGACAUUCCAGCGAUGAACGCGCUGAAAUAAACUGCAUUUCUUGCACUUUUGCGCCUAUGGCACUCGCUCUUUCCACUUGACACCUAAAUAUUAUUUGGUGAAGCUUCUGGAGGCAUGACAGGGUGUUGAAAUUAGGGGCUUACGAAUCUCAGAGACUUCUAUAGACACAACUGCAAGGGUUUGUGUAGCAAUUCGAAGGAUUGGAUGUCAGCAGAGACAACCUGGUUGUUCUCUUUGAAAUAGAUAACAGGCAACUAUGGCACCAAAAAGAAGACCGGUCCCCUUGAUUAUAACCCCCACAGGAGAAGGACAGUCAACCAACAUAGAUGCAGCAUCAGAGGCCAACCUGGAGACCUUGCAGAGGAAGUUAGGGGAGCUGGACUUGGAUGAACAGCAGAGGAAGCGGCUUGAGGCUUUCCUCACCCAGAAAGCCCAAGUGGGCGAGCUCAAAGAUGAAGAUUUUGACCCCAUAUGUGAACUUGGCGCAGGUAACGGCGGGGUGGUCCACAAAGUCCGUCACAAACCCUCAAGACUGGUCAUGGCCAGGAAGCUUAUUCAUUUGGAAAUCAAACCAGCCAUCAGGAACCAGAUCAUACGAGAGCUGCAGGUCCUACAUGAGUGUAAUUCGCCGUACAUUGUAGGUUUUUACGGCGCCUUUUACAGCGAUGGAGAAAUCAGCAUCUGUAUGGAGCACAUGGAUGGAGGUUCUUUGGAUCAAGUGCUGAAGGAAGCCAGGAGAAUCCCUGAAGAAAUUUUGGGCAAAGUUAGCAUAGCCGUACUCAGAGGUCUGGUAUAUCUUCGGGAGAAACACCAAAUAAUGCACAGAGACGUUAAGCCCUCCAACAUCCUGGUGAACUCGCGUGGCGAGAUCAAACUGUGCGACUUUGGCGUGAGUGGCCAGCUCAUCGACUCCAUGGCCAACUCCUUCGUUGGAACACGGUCGUACAUGUCGCCGGAGAGACUCCAGGGCACACACUAUUCAGUUCAGUCGGAUGUGUGGAGCAUGGGCCUAUCACUGGUUGAGCUGGCUAUUGGACGCUACCCCAUCCCCCCUCCCGAUGCCAAGGAACUGGAGGCCAUAUUUGGCCGGCCAGUGCUGGACACAGGUGGGGCAGAAGGCCACAGCAUGUCCCCAAGACCGAGGCCUCCAGGACGACCGGUUAGCGGACACGGAAUGGACAGCAGGCCAGCCAUGGCUAUAUUUGAGCUACUGGACUACAUUGUCAAUGAGCCACCACCCAAGCUGCCCCAUAGCGUCUUCACCACAGAUUUUGAGGAGUUUGUGAUGAAAUGGUGAGCCCCU
Molecule: messenger RNA, 1521 nt
Organism: Sinocyclocheilus anshuiensis
Lineage: Eukaryota; Metazoa; Chordata; Actinopteri; Cypriniformes; Cyprinidae
Product: dual specificity mitogen-activated protein kinase kinase 2
Exons: 9
Coding region: 475-1515 (346 amino acids)
Biological process (GO): protein phosphorylation
Molecular function (GO): ATP binding; protein kinase activity
Source: RefSeq, a predicted model, not a curated record